AUGCCUUCUGCCUUUCUAAGCAAGUUGCAAGGCUGCCUGUUCGUGUGGUCUGAUCAGUGUGUCAUUGUGUGUCCCCUCUCCCUCUCCCUGCCAGUCACCCCAGAGGCCAUCGGCUUCCUGUCUGCGGUGGGCGUCUUCGUCGUUGCACUGGCUGUCCUCUUCCUCUUCAUCAACAAGAAGCUGUGUUUCUCACGCGUCGGUGGACUGCCCUGUCUGGAGCAGCACGGCCGGAGGAGGAAGGGCAGGGCCGGGGUCCGCCAGGGGCUCGUGAACAGUUACGGUGACGACGACGAAGUGAGUAGUUCCUCUGACAGCGAGGAAGAGGUCCUGAAGCAGUUUGAGAUCUCCGUGUCGCGCUCCCAGAGCUUCCGUUUGGCCGCGGGUUCGAACCUCGCUGACCCACAGCUCCAGACCCAGCCCGCACCGGGCCGACGGCACAAAUUCACCCGCCUCCUCUCGGAUCAAGAAGAGGGGAGCACAGACUGUGAAGACAUGGAUGCCCAAAGCAGACAGGGCGUACAGGACCCCCUUUCCUACGGGGCUGAAGAGAGAGAGGGGGUCUCCACGUACUCUCUGGACACACCCGACGGCGUGGAGGGGCCCCUAAGAGAGGGAUCGAUGGGGACCGGUGGCUCGGUGGGCACGGCAGCCAGCCCCAGCCCCAGUAUGAGUUGCCAGGCCACAGACGGCAGCCUGGAGAUGGAGACGGCCGUGGACCAGCAAGGCUACAAUAACCACGACCCCACAGACAGCUCCUCUGCCUGGAGCCCUGAGCAAGAACAGCCUCCCCCAGAGGAUGCCCUACCUCGACCGGUCCGCUCCUCCCCUCGACCCCCCAUCUCAAAAUGCGGUGACCUGAUCCUCUCCCUAGAGUACCGGCCCGAUUUGGAAAAGCUCCAGGUAUCCGUGAUUGCUGCCCGGGACAUCCCCGACAAGGCCCGCAGCGGAAUGGACUCCUGGCAGGUCCAUAUGGUCCUGCUCCCUGCUAAAAAGCAGCGGCACAAGACCUCGGUCCAGAGAGGCUCGUUUCCCCACUUCAAUGAGACCUUCCGCUUCUCACGUCUGGAGCCAUCGGACCUGGCCUUGUCAGCCCUCAGGUUCCGGCUGUACGCCCUGGGCGGCAGGAUGUCUCGCGAGCGCAUGAUGGGAGAGAAGCUACUGAGACUGGGUGGACUGGACCCAGAUGGGGGCACCAUGGAGACGACGCUGGUCCUCGAGCCUCGCAGUAACCUAAAGACCGUGGACUCUCAGCUGAGCCUUUCUGCUGUGUCCCAGAGCGACAGCGCCUCCUCCACUCAGUCUCUGACGCACGGCGGAGUCCCGGAGCUCCUGGUGGGCCUCUCCUACAAUGCCACCACGGGACGCAUGUCUGUGGAGCUCAUUAAGGGGAGCCACUUCCGCAACCUUGCCAUCAACAGACCCCCAGACACGUAUGGCAGGCUGACUCUGCUCAACUCCAUGGGCCAGGAGAUCUCACGGUGCAAGACGUCAGUGCGCCGGGGCCAGCCUAACCCCGUCUACAAGGAGACCUUCGUCUUCCAGGUGGCCCUCUUCCAGCUGUCGGAUGUCACGCUCAUGGUGUCCAUCUAUAACCGCCGCAGCAUGAAGCGUAAGGAGAUGGUGGGCUGGAUCGCCCUUGGCCAGAACAGCAGUGGGGAGGAGGAGCAGCUCCAUUGGCAGGACAUGAAGGAAAGCCGAGGACAGCAGGUCUGCCGCUGGCACAUCCUUCUAGAGGCCUAG
Messenger RNA from Lampris incognitus (smalleye Pacific opah), 1740 nucleotides. RefSeq names its product synaptotagmin XVI (gene syt16). Lineage: Eukaryota; Metazoa; Chordata; Actinopteri; Lampriformes; Lampridae. The transcript has 7 exons. The coding region runs from base 1 to 1740 and encodes 579 amino acids. The record is from RefSeq and is a predicted model, not a curated record.